Molecule: messenger RNA, 1253 nt
Organism: Eucalyptus grandis
Lineage: Eukaryota; Viridiplantae; Streptophyta; Magnoliopsida; Myrtales; Myrtaceae
Product: ethylene-response factor C3
Exons: 1
Coding region: 160-849 (229 amino acids)
Biological process (GO): regulation of DNA-templated transcription; ethylene-activated signaling pathway
Molecular function (GO): DNA-binding transcription factor activity; DNA binding
Source: RefSeq, a predicted model, not a curated record
AGUGCCCUCAAUUCCAAAUAGUCAUCCUCUCAUAUGCCAAAUUGGUAUAAAUAGAACGCACUUGCUUGAGCUAGUUGUACACUCCCAAAGAAAAGCAGAAUCACUCACUCCUUCAUCAACCUCAAACCCAAAUUCUCUCAAUAUCCUCUUCCAAUUUCAAUGGAUUCCUCCAUUUUCCAUUCUCCAAUUUCUGACGUUUCCUCCAACUCUUCCUUCAAUUCGCCGGAACGCCGCCACCCGUGGACUGCCCCUAACCUCGGCCCUGCCUCGCUUCCCUUCAACGAGAACGACUCCGGGGAAAUGCUCCUCUUGGAUCUCCUUACCGAAGCGUCUCGAGGGACAUCCGAGACAUUCUCCCCUGCCCGAAUUAAGGAAGAGGAAGUGUCGUCACGGGAGCGAGAGAACAAUCCCCACGAGGGGAAGUCCUACCGGGGGGUGCGGAAGCGGCCGUGGGGGAAGUUUGCCGCGGAAAUCCGAGAUUCCACUAGGCACGGCGUCCGGGUCUGGUUAGGCACCUUCGACAGCGCCGAGGCGGCGGCCCUGGCUUAUGACCAGGCUGCCUUCUCGAUGCGGGGGAGCGCCGCCGUGCUGAAUUUCCCCGCGGAGCUGGUCCGGGAGUCGCUCAUGGAGAUGAGAUUGGCGGGCUGCGAUCGGGACGCUGGGUUCUCCCCAGUGGUGGCCCUCAAGAAAAGGCAUAGCAUGAGGAGGAAAAUGUUGGGCUCGAGGAAGAAGGAGAGAGGAGCGACGAGGGUCGAGAACCUCGUCGUUUUGGAGGAUCUGGGGCCGGAAUACUUGGAGGAGCUCAUGAGCAGUAGCUCUACAUACGACUGUGUUAGUGCACAUAGGUGAACAGGCAGAUUCCAUUUCCGGCUUCACUUACAACUGUUUUCUUUUUUUUUUUUUUUUCUUUUUUUUUUGGUAUGUCUAGAUGCUUUGUGUAUUUGGAUUUUGGGGUUGGUUAGUGAAGAGAUAAAUCCGAUUAGGAAAUCGCCAAUGACGUGCAGCUUUAUUUGAUCACAUCUGUAAAGAUUGGAAAAGGACAAAAAUGUCGAAAUGGAUGAUUGCUACGUCGUGGGGGUUGAUGUUUCGCAGGUUAGUAAAGGUUUGGCAGAAGCUUUUCUUUCGCAGGGUUUUCUUGAAUCCUUAAAAAAGUCGGUUUGGGUCGCACUCAAGUUCUUAUUCAAUCCUAACAUGUAUACCAAAUCUCGUACCGCAAUUAAAUAUGUCUUGUCGACAAAUCGACGUAUUUCUAA